This is a messenger RNA of Microtus oregoni (creeping vole), 1122 nucleotides long. Its product is annotated as C-C chemokine receptor type 2. Gene Ontology annotation, molecular function: C-C chemokine receptor activity; chemokine (C-C motif) ligand 5 binding. Gene Ontology annotation, cellular component: cytoplasm; membrane. The record is from RefSeq and is a predicted model, not a curated record. The transcript has a single exon. NCBI's taxonomy places the organism in Eukaryota, Metazoa, Chordata, Mammalia, Rodentia, Cricetidae. The coding region runs from base 1 to 1122 and encodes 373 amino acids. Gene Ontology annotation, biological process: chemotaxis; G protein-coupled receptor signaling pathway; inflammatory response.
AUGGAAGACAGUGAUAUGUUACCUCAGAUCAUUCAUAGCAUACUAUCAACAUCUCAUUCUCUGUUUCCAAGAAGUAUCCAAGGACUUGAUGAAGAUGUCACCACACCUUAUGACUAUGACAAUGGUGAGCCAUGUCAUAAAUACAACGUGAAGCAGAUGGGUGCCAGGAUCCUGCCCCCACUCUACUCUCUGGUAUUCAUCUUUGGUUUUGUGGGGAACAUGUUGGUCAUUCUCAUUUUGAUAAGCUGCAAGAAGCUGAAGAGCAUGACUGACAUCUACCUGUUCAACUUGGCUAUCUCUGACCUGCUCUUCCUGUUCACUCUCCCAUUCUGGGCUCACUAUGCUGCAAAUGAGUGGGUCUUUGGAAAUAUAAUGUGUAAAUUACUCACCGGACUUUAUCACAUUGGUUAUUUUGGUGGAAUCUUCUUCAUUAUCCUCCUGACAAUUGAUCGAUACUUGGCAAUUGUCCAUGCUGUGUUUGCUCUGAAAGCCAGGACAGUCACCUUUGGGGUGAUUACAAGUGGAGUCACUUGGGUGGUAGCUAUGCUAGCCUCUCUCCCAGGAAUCAUAUUUACUAAAUUCAAAGAAGAAGAUAGUCAUAAAGUCUGUGGUCCUUAUUUUCCAUCAGUAUGGAAGAAUUUCCAUGCAAUAAUGAGGAAUAUCUUGAGUCUGAUCCUGCCCCUACUUGUCAUGGUCAUCUGCUACUCAGGAAUCCUCCAUACCCUGUUUCGUUGUAGAAAUGAGAAGAAGAGGCACAGGGCUGUGAGGCUCAUCUUUGCCAUCAUGAUUGUCUACUUUAUCUUCUGGACUCCCUACAACAUUGUUGUCUUCCUGAACACCUUCCAGGAAUUCUUGGGACUGAGUACCUGUAUGAUUUCCAAUCACUUAGACCAGGCCAUGCAGGUGACAGAGACUCUUGGAAUGACACAUUGCUGUAUCAACCCUGUCAUCUAUGCCUUUGUUGGGGAGAAGUUCCGAAGGUAUCUCUCCAUAUUCUUCAGAAAGCACAUUGCUAAACGUCUCUGCAAACAGUGCCCAGUUUUCUACAGAGAGACAGUGGAUCGAGUGAGCUCAACAUACACCCCUUCCACUGGGGAACAAGAAGUCUCAGUUGGGUUGUAA